This is a messenger RNA of Venturia canescens, 980 nucleotides long. It is a transcript of the gene RpL6, whose product is annotated as ribosomal protein L6. Gene Ontology annotation, cellular component: ribosome; cytosolic large ribosomal subunit. Gene Ontology annotation, biological process: cytoplasmic translation; ribosomal large subunit assembly. Gene Ontology annotation, molecular function: RNA binding; structural constituent of ribosome. The transcript has 4 exons. Lineage: Eukaryota; Metazoa; Arthropoda; Insecta; Hymenoptera; Ichneumonidae. The coding region runs from base 133 to 930 and encodes 265 amino acids. The record is from RefSeq and is a predicted model, not a curated record.
AUGACCAAGUACUGAUAGAUGGCAACACAGAUGGCGCUGUAUUUAUAGUUCGUCGAACGGACUCUAACGAAAAUUUAGUGUACUUUCAUAAACAACCGUGAGGGGGAGGUUCUUUUGGCCGAUCGGUGCGUGAUGACUGAUACAAAGGCAGCCGCCAAACCCGCUGCGGCGGGUACCCCAGCUAAAAAAGCUAAACAACCUAAUCGGAGAAAUUACGACUUGGGAAAUGGAGUGUACAGAUUCAGUCGUACUCGUAUGUUCCACAAGAAGGCAGUAUACAAGUUCUUGGAUAAGAAGACUCCAAAAACUGUCACAAAUAAGAAGCCUGUGACCAUCGUCAAGAAGAUCAAUGGUGAGAAGAACGGCGAAACCCGUGUUGUACGUUUGUCGAAGAGACGCGCGUUCUAUCCUACCUCCGAUCCAGUAACGGUUCAUCACGCGAAGAAAUGCUUCCGCGAUCAUCACCGUUACAUCAGGCCUACUCUUACGCCAGGAACUGUUUGCAUCUUGCUUGCUGGUCCCCACAAGGGAAAGCGCGUUGUGCUCCUUAAGACCCUUCCCAGCGGUCUCCUUUUGGUCAACGGACCUUUCCUCAUCAAUGCUUGUCCUCUGCGGAGAAUGAGCCAAAAUUACGUGAUCGCGACCUCAACAAAAAUCGAUGUUUCGGACGUCAAGCUGCCAGAGCAUAUUAACGAUGAAUACUUCAAGAGGAAACGCGACAAGCGUGCAAAGAAGGAAGAAGGAGACAUUUUCAGCAAGAAGAAGGAACAAUACGUCCCAAGUGAACAACGAAAAACCGAUCAGAAAGCUGUUGACAAACAACUCAUCGCGGCUAUCCGAAAACGGGAGGACAAGAAACUUCUUUACGCGUAUCUUUCUGCUAUGUUCGGAUUACGUAGCAGUCAGUAUCCGCACAGAAUGAAGUUCUGAUUUGUAUUAUGGAAGACAUUAAAAAAAAUUUAAAUACCAUACAAACCAGA